AAUAGAUUAUGUUCUGUUGCAGAGACAUACAGUAAAUUUGUAAACCAAAUUACCAAUAUAUAAUCUGCAUUUAGAGACUUCUUAAUCCCUAACAGCGAUCGGUUAAUGGUGUGCUGUGGGGGCUGCUGGGACAGAAGUUAGAGGAGGGGCGUGGUUAGUGCUAUUCCGGAAAUGUCUUUACGCCGCGCAUCUGUAACGUCCAAAGCGCAGCGCUGGGAUGUAUUUCAGCAAAACGGGUCCAGUGAUUGAUUCAUCUUUGGUCCAGAUUUUUCUGCGCGUUUUAUCGGCAUUGUAUUAAAGUUAGUUCUUCUUUAUAAAACAAUGAGUGGACACAGUUUCUUUCGAUUUCCCUGUUAAUAUCACUUUAAACAAAAUAAAAAUAAUCUAUAAACAGUUUGUUGGUUUGCAAAAGAGCAUGGCACAGAUGGAGGGUCCUCUAACUGAAGGGGAAGGCAGCCCCCAGAUGGUAUCCUUGAGGUCUGGCACAACAGGGAACCAUGUGGAUGAUGGAGAGGUGGCACCGUCCAUGAGGAGGAAAAGGAGAAAGAAGAAGGAGCCACGUCCAGAAUCAAUUAUUGUGUACCGCUCUGACAUAGAGAGGGCAUCAGGGGAGGAACAAGGUGGAGAGGAUGGGGCAGAGAGGAGCACAGAAGAAGGAGCAAAGUUUCUCCACACUCCCACAGGUGAAGGAGAAAGCUGGAGCCUUCCCCCAGACAGUCGCUACGUGACUCUAACUGGCACCAUCACCCGAGGGAAAAAAAAGGGUCAGGUGGUGGACAUACAUGUCACUUUAACAGAAAAGGAGAUCAGGGGUCUGGCUAAAUCAAAGGAGCGCCUUGAUGCUGAGUGUGAGGCAGGGGAAGGGUCGACACGUAACUGUACUUUGGGUGUGGGGCGGGGGCCGCAUGUUGUCCUGUGGAGCAUCUCCUGUGCUCCUAUUGUUUUUGUCCUCUCCUUCAUUACCUCUUUCUACUACGGCACUCUUACCUGGUACAACGUGUUCCUGGUGUACAACGAGGAGCGAACAUUCUGGCACAAGAUUACAAUUUGCCCCUUUCUAAUCAUCUUCUACCCCAUGCUUAUCAUGCCCGUGGCGGUGUUUCUGGCUCUGUACUCCGCCGUGGUUCAGGUGUCCUGGGCCUUCAGCGAGUGGUGGCAGUCGGUGAAAGACCUGGAGAAAGGAUUCUGUGGUUGGGCUUGUGGGAAGCUGGGGCUUGAAGACUGUUCGCCGUACAGCGUAGUGGAGUUGCUUGACUCGGACACCGUUUCUGGCACUCUGCAGAGCAAAGCCCCAAGCGAACAUGCCCAGACGUCAUCAGUUUGAAGACAUCCCUUUGGCCUCAAAUUUUUAGUUUUCAAACAAAAAGUUAAGUGUCAGUAAAAAAAAAAUCUUACUUUGGAAAUAGUAAAUCAACAAUUUUUUUGUAAUGUUUUUUUUUAAUGAAAUGUCUUUUAUAAAACUGCAGUGCAUAAUCAAAGGAUUGUGUUUACCAGGGUAUUUGAAAGCUGCUCUACGUUUUCCUGCAAAGAAUUCAACACUGCCUGAACUGUUCCUGUGUUUGUAACUGUUCCCACAGACCACACCAUUGUUGUAUUUUAGCAGGAGGGACAUGGUAGGUCCAAAUGUUCAAACUGGCCUUGGUUUGCAUCGCCGAGCCGAGAAGGCAGAUACAAACUAUGCUGGGAGUUUACACCAAGUUUCACUUCGUCUGUAAAUAUUUCUACCUAACAUUCAUGUUCUCUGUCUUGUCCUGUCCAUUCUGGAGGGUUUUAAUGUUAAAAUUUGCACUAUGAGUUCAACUUUGACUAAAGGAAAACAUUUGACCUUCCAACAAGUUGAUUUCCCAGCGUCAACCUGUUUUAUUUAAUCUAUUAUUUUUUGCAAAAUAUAUGAAAAAGACUGAAUAAUGUUUGUCAUUCUUGUUUUUACCCAUGAUAUCACCACUUAAAUAGCUCAGUUGGUUUUAGUAAUAAAAGUUCCUAAUCACUU
Messenger RNA from Oryzias latipes (Japanese medaka), 1990 nucleotides. It is a transcript of the gene tmem169b, whose product is annotated as transmembrane protein 169b. The record is from RefSeq and is a predicted model, not a curated record. Lineage: Eukaryota; Metazoa; Chordata; Actinopteri; Beloniformes; Adrianichthyidae.